AUGGCCUCUCUGCCCCUGCUCUCUCCCUUCCUCCUUCACCACCUCCGUCACCGCACACCUUACUGUUACCCCAGACUCCCGCCACACACGCCCCGGCCGCCCCGUCACUGCCAUGACGGCAGUGUGAAUCAUCUCCCUCGGCUCUCUGGGGAAGGCCCGCCGGAGCUGCGCCGCGGCACGGGGCAGCGGGAGAACGGCCCGCAGGGGUCAGCGGAGUGCGCCCACCCCCGCGGGCUUGCGGACAUGCACACGCCCACGUCCAUGCUGCCGGCUGCCGGCUGCACCGCCACAGUGCUGCCGCAGCAGCCGGAGACGCGGGAUCUCCGAAUCCCCGACGGUCCGCAGGUCCGCGCCAGUGUGGGGUAG
Molecule: messenger RNA, 366 nt
Organism: Pichia membranifaciens NRRL Y-2026
Lineage: Eukaryota; Fungi; Ascomycota; Pichiomycetes; Pichiales; Pichiaceae
Exons: 1
Coding region: 1-366 (121 amino acids)
Source: RefSeq, a predicted model, not a curated record